UAAUGUUAAAACUAACUCUUUGUGUAUUGUUAGUGCUUGGUGCAACAGCCAUCAAUGUCUAAUCAUCCAUCUGGACAAAUCGUGACUAAAAGGCUCUUGCUCAAAUUCAUACAUCUGGCUGGGGUAAGUUCAUUUUGAACUAUGCCGAACUUCAUAUGUAAACAGGAGGUAUUCUUUCUGAACUCAACAGCGAAAUUGAAAAACUCGUAACUAUUUAUCUUAACUAAUUUUUAAGGUUGGUGAAUUAGAAGAGGAAUUAGCUGGAGUCCAUCACGAAUUCAACAGAAGAACAGACGUUCACAAUAGAGAAGUUGCCAGACUUGAAUAAGAAAUUUAAGAUAAGGAAAGAGGUAUAAUAAAAUAUGAUGAUUUUUUUAGAACUCUUCAAUGCUCAUGAUUUCUAUGAUAACGUCCUCAUCCCAUAAAGAGAUAGAUUUGCUGCUUAACUUGAAUAAUUAUAAGAAAAUAUUGCCCAUAACAGAUAAACUCUUGAAUAAGCUACAGUCUAAAGAGAAAAUGAUCAUGAAACUUUUGAAGCUUAAGUUGCUGAACACAAUGAUGCCAUUAGUGCUAUUGAUGAAUGCCUUUAAUUAUUGAGCACAAUCGCAACUCCAUCUCUUGCUUAAAUCUAAAAAGUUUAAAAGAACCUCAAUAAAAUUCAAAAUUCCUUGAAAAAGCACAAUUAAUUCCAAAUCUUCGUUAAAGUCCUCUUGGAAAUUACAGUUGAAUCUAACUUUGCUGACUAAGGUGCUCUUAGAGACGUAAUUUUAGAAAAUUAAAUGAUAGAUUAUUGUUGCUUUCAAUAAUUUGAGAGUUGAAUUGGUUGAUUCACUCAACUAAAUCACUGCUGAUGAAGCUGAAGCUGUUGCUGAUUUUAAUGCUUAAGUCAUCUAAUUAAACUAAGAACAUGCUGAAUUCUAAAGAGCAGUUGUUGUUAAGAAUGCUGAAAUCGAUGCUAAUGCCAGUAAUAUAUAAAUUUCUAAUCAAUUUAGACAAGAUUGAAUAAACUCUUGACCUAAUUGAUGAACUUGAUGCUGAUUUGGCAACCCUUAAUGGAUAAUUGUAAGCUGAAAAUGAUGAUUAUGCCUUUGCCACUGAUGUCUACAAUGCCACCGUUGCAGAAUACAACAAGGAAAUCAAUGCUGCUAAUUAAGCAUUAGAAUUGCUCAACUAACCAAGAUUUUAAGAUUAUGUUAAAUCAUAACUCAAGGGAGCAUGAU
This is a messenger RNA of Paramecium pentaurelia, 1220 nucleotides long. The record is from the annotation of a GenBank genome assembly. NCBI's taxonomy places the organism in Eukaryota, Ciliophora, Oligohymenophorea, Peniculida, Parameciidae.